CGAAACUUGGGAUCGAAGACAUCGGUCAGAUGGCGAAUCACCGUUAAACGUCAGCGUGCAAACGCAACUCUCGAGCAUCCUGUUUCCAAGCCAUGUUAAUUCUUCUCUGGAAGGGGAAACGCACAUGACAACAUAUGGGAAUACGCAAUGACAGCUGUGUCCAUUUGCGUCUACACGCUUUCACACCUGUGGACGUUGCCGCGGCGACGAACGCUGCAUCACAAUGGCAGCGAUCGAGAUAUUUACAAGUUCCGUCACUUACAAGUACAAGAGUAGAAUAUAUUCUUGCGCCUCGAUUGUUGUCUUUUUGCUCAUCGUGUUAUCCUUGAUUACGCCGCUUUUUAUAAUUCACCAUGCGGGAGGUGUCUGGAUGAAAAAUCGGAUGCACGCGGAAACACCAGAUGUGCAUUUCAUAUACAAAUAUCUGUUAAUCGCAGAGAUCGAUUCUUUUGAAGAGCCCAUUGUAUGUUCUACUUUUACGACAUACAAGGAAAACGAUGUCAAAGAUCAUUGUGCACUAAUCAAGGUACGAGAAAACGAUAUAAAUAAUGAUGGGCAAAAGGAUUCGCUAAGAUUUGAAGCCCAUUUUUAUACAGAUAAGCCAGUGAAAGCAUUACGACUCUUGCUGUUCUUCAAUUUCCAAUUAAAGCAUCUCAUUCAAGCAACGAUAGAAUCUAUCGGCGUGUUUGAUCAAAUGUUAAGCCACGAAGCUCAAGAGAUACGAUUCUUCGGCGAUCUGGAGCUACGGCAGAAGGGACUUUUGCACAGCAAAGGCCUCUACGAGACGUAUAACCAUAGUAUAGAGCUGUCCGAUUAUUCUCUACCCGAUCUAUUAUUGCAUACUUUUAAUCGGAAGUUUUCUGCCAGAAUCACAAACAGGCGGGUAACGUGGAAAACGGGCUUCUCUAGCGAUGAAGCGGUGGUCGUCAUCGGCGAAUUGUUCUACGUGGAGAAUUUUAUUUAUUAUCAACCGAGUAUAUGGGAAGAAUUGAAAUGGGCAUGGAUCCAAUAUCUGUCGUGCCUGCUUGUGUUCGCAUACGUAGCUAAACAUAUCUUGGUAUUUCUAUUUACCAAUAGGUACCUGAACACGUAUAUUGUAAGGCCGUGGAUGAAUACAUGAAAAUAAACGAGAAUAGCUCUAU
Solenopsis invicta (red fire ant) is the source of this 1142-nucleotide messenger RNA. RefSeq names its product transmembrane protein 231. Gene Ontology annotation, biological process: regulation of protein localization; cilium assembly. NCBI's taxonomy places the organism in Eukaryota, Metazoa, Arthropoda, Insecta, Hymenoptera, Formicidae. The record is from RefSeq and is a predicted model, not a curated record. Bases 224 to 1120 code for a protein of 298 amino acids. Gene Ontology annotation, cellular component: ciliary membrane; ciliary transition zone. The transcript is spliced from 6 exons.